UCAGCUGUCAGCUCACCUGGCACCAUGUCAAUUCUGGCCAGUGGGAUGGUCGGGGAAACUCCCGAAAACUUGGCUUAUUACUUGGCGACCUAGUCUAUCCGCGAAUCCCCAGCACAACCUACCCCGGAUAAAGCCUAUAUCUACCUACAUGCACGGCUUUAACCAUUAUACGAGAUACUACCGCGUGUUCCUCGUAUCCAAAAGCAUUGCGAGGCACCAUUAGAAUGGGAAAUUCGCUGCCAAUAAAUCACCCCAGAGUUCCCACGAUUAAUAAAAGUUGUAGGUGUUUCUUUUCCGAGCCAAUUUACAAUCAGAGCACACCAUCUUCGCCUAAAUACCGCGCUAUUUCUAGUUUGUCUGCCCCAUUCCUGAGCAAUGAAGUGUUAGCUCGGAGAACCAGGGUGGUUUUCUAUCCUUUUGUUGGCAGCCGCUCGAUAGUUGAUCACGGCGGGUUGGCAUAGUGCAGUUCGUUGACUUCAAGACCCUAUUUGUUAGGCGCCUAUGCCUAUGUACGGGGUAUAGAGAUCAAGGAAGGACACCACGUUACAACCCGCUCUGAAGACGCAACUCACGUUAUCAGAGACGGCCAGUCCUGCAUAACCACCGCCGAUCUUCACGCCAGCCGGAUCGAUAUCCGGUCCAAGCUACUGUGCCACGAGCUUCGCUCGGCAACUUCUCCGUACCAUGGGCGAUUGAAGCUCAAACGAUGCCUCAUAGUGGAAAUAAAAUCCGGGGAUAACGACGUCGCCGAUUGCCAUUCAUAUCGCCUAAUAAGGCGCAAUUGGUCGUCUACAAAAGGGAGGUGAUUCCCUCGUUCAGAUAGUUCUCAACAACCUCGGAAUUCGCGACAGUUAUUUGCCCAGUAUGAAGUCUUCUCUUCUUCUUUUGGCACUUGUCCGCUUAUGCUCUGGAGCUUCCUACUUCUUCGAUGGAGCUGCAAACAAUGCGGGCGAAGGAUCUGAAUCCCAGCCAUAUAAUAACCUGGCUGUUAUCUCGUCUUUGAAACUUCAGCCAGGAGACAAAAUUCUCUUAAAGCGCGGGUCGUCGAUUGUAGGGCCUUUGGUUUUGACUUCCAGCGGCUCUACAAGCGCCCCUAUCAACAUUGGUGCCUAUGGCAACGCUGAACAGCCAAAACCGGUAGUUGUUGGUGGCGGACUGAGUACUGUUCUUAUUCAGGGGGCCUCGCACGUUGUUGUGGAGGACUUGGAGGUCACCAAUCCAGGAGACAACAAAUCGGCCUUGCGUGGUGUCUAUAUUUACGGAUACGAUUCUGGAAAUGUAAAGGAUGUGACGGUUCAGAACCUGUACAUUCAUGACGUGAGAGGGUACAUGCCUUCGACGACUACAGGCGGCGCCCCCGUCGGAAAGUACGCAAAUGCUUCAGGGGCUAUUGUCGUCGAGGCUGGCGGAUCAACUACCCCGACAUAUUUUACUGGCAUUAACAUCCAGGAUAAUGAGAUCCGCUCUGUGGACCGUCAAGGGAUCUACACGUGGUCAAACUGGUGUCAGAGGCCUGAGUUGGCCGCCUUCUGGUUUACUUUGUGCACUGCGCCUUGGUAUGCUUCAAGUGGCUUACUUGUACAGCGUAACAGGCUCUAUGAUGUCGGAGGUGACGGCAUUGUUGUUAAAGGACACGAGGGAGCCAUUGUUAAAGAUAAUCUCGUUGUGGGGUUCAACAAGAGAUCCAAGUCUCCCAAUGCUGGAGUUUGGACUGCGAAUAGUAUUAACAGCUUGUUUCAGUACAAUACUGUCUCGGGCGGGACGACGACAUCUGAUGGAAUGUCAUACGACGUCGACCACUCCACCUCAGGGACGGUGUUCGAGUACAACGUUUCGCAUGAUAAUGAAGGUGGAUUCUUCCUUCUUUGCCCAUAUGACAAGCCAACUACCAAUUUUACCAUCCGAUAUAACCUGUCGGUAAAUGAUAAGACAAGAAUCUUCCAGAUUUGUGACGGAGCUCUCACGGGGGGCAAAAUUUACAAAAAUACUAUCCAAAUUGGUUCUGGGAUUUCUCCCGUCAUUGUCACGGAAGAUACAUCUGCUUCUCUAGAUGUCUUAUUCGCCGAUAAUAUUAUUCGGAAGGAGGGGUCUGGAAGAGCUACCUGGAAACUACAAGAUGAAUACUUUUCGGUGGUGAAGAACUCAUUUUAUGGACCAAUCGACACAUAUUUCAACGCGACCGGUUCCGUCACUGAGGCGCCCGGCCUUGCAGCACCUGGUCUCCGAGACCCUAAGGCAUACUACCUCUUAAAUGGAUAUCCUACGUUAGACGUGGCUGUUGAUAUUGUUGGCGAUGCAUCCGUGGAUUUCUUCAACAACCCAACAACUGGCCACAAGAACCUCGGGUUCUAUUCUGGCACAGGCACGAACAUACCUAUUUGGAUCAGCAAAUUUGACGAUUCCGAUAUUUCCGCUUGGAAGUCGUCAUCGGGGAGUGCAACUAUUGUGCCUGACCCUGCUGGUGACCUCGGAAACUCGGUUCAAUUGGCACCUUCCACGGUUUUCUCGCGGCCCAUAGGCGCCUCUCUGCCAUUUAGAUUCAACGCGCGGAUCUGGAUUGAUGCUGUGAGCACAUCUAAACCAGUUAGUGUUCGCGUUGGGAGUACUUCAAAGGCCAUCGAUGUUGUCCUGGGGAAUCCAGAGACUUACCGAACUGGAGAAUGGCAAAUUCUGGAGGUUUUGUUAACUUCCAGCGGCCAAUCUGCCACCUUGGGUGGAACUGCUCUUACUGCUGUUCCCGUAGCUGAUAAUGCUGGGCUCGUUAUCUUCACAGCUGGUGGAAGCAAAGUACAUAUCGACGAUAUAUUUACUGUUAGUCUGUAGGAGAGGUAAAUAUCUC
Pseudogymnoascus verrucosus is the source of this 2839-nucleotide messenger RNA. RefSeq lists its product as uncharacterized. Lineage: Eukaryota; Fungi; Ascomycota; Leotiomycetes; Thelebolales; Thelebolaceae. The transcript has 2 exons. The record is from RefSeq and is a predicted model, not a curated record. The coding region runs from base 865 to 2823 and encodes 652 amino acids.